AGGCCCUGAAACAGAAAACCGACGUCAAAGAACUAGCAAUGACUAAAGCCAACUCUAGGGUUGGCUUAUGUCGCCUGUGGGGCCUUAAAACCACUGUAUGAAAAAAAGUAUCCUAAUCAAAUAUUCUUUUAUAAAAACAGGACAAAAUAAACACCAUGAAUAUACGUUCACAAAAACAUCUGAAUAUUUAAUGAAAUAAAAAAUACAGGGAAACAUUUCAGAAUAUCUAAAUUUUUAUUGUGAAGUUUUACCAAUUGCAGACAACAACAUUUGUCGCCAUUGGCUUUGCUUAGUUGGGGACAUUUUUAUUUAAUAUUCAACAAUGUUAUUGAACUGCCUGCAUUGACACCAUUAUAUGAGAUCUGAACUGAGAUGGACAAUGACAUCACGGUUUUGGCAGAGUUAAUUCUUUGGGCAUGCAUGAUGUGAAACGAGUGGUCGCAAAACCACCGGGCUUUCCCGUGUUAUUGUCAGCAGCUGGUUAUCCUUCCAUGUUGAAGAGUCCAGCUGCAUCAUAUUUAUUCACAAAAUUAAAUAGAUUCACCUGGGAGCACUCUUGGGCUCUGGGUAGUUGCCAUCACGGUCCCCUUGUGGAGCCAAGGGAAAAGGAUUGGAUAGAUCCUAACUCUGAAGCACAUCAGAAACUCUGUGAACUAAUUCUCGACGCACGAUGGCUCAAGGAUGUUCCCAAGUAUCUGCAUUUCAGAUCAACCGCAGAACUUGAAUCUUUCCACAAUCACAUCCUCAUGUACGCCAGCAAACGUUUCAGCUUCACACAUCCAGUGUACAGUUCACGAGUCUUUCUUGCGGCUCUUGACUACAAUCACCACAUCAACAGGGCACCAAGAAAAAAGAAAGAUGGCACUCUUCAAUAUGCUAAGCUUUACAGCAAACGGUCCCGGAGAUGGCGCGUCUACUCCCUAAAGGUCAAGAAAGACUACAGUUACAUCACAGAGUUACAAGUUGACAUUGUGCGGAAGAGGUUGGCAUCCGCAGGGCUUCCCGUUAAGACAACAAGACGACCUGGUGACCCAAGACGUCUUGGAACCCUUUCUGGUGUGCCAGCACCUUCAACGGAGGAGCUUCUGAGGACACAGCACACCAGGGGAAAAGGGCAUCCAGAGGCACCGGAAUAACAGCUGAUUCCAUAUGUUGCAGUUAACUACGCACUUUCUCUUUUGUUCAAACAACUGCUUUCAAUAAAAAAAAUUUACUGAA
Pimephales promelas (fathead minnow) is the source of this 1218-nucleotide messenger RNA. RefSeq lists its product as uncharacterized. NCBI's taxonomy places the organism in Eukaryota, Metazoa, Chordata, Actinopteri, Cypriniformes, Leuciscidae. The record is from RefSeq and is a predicted model, not a curated record.